Salvia hispanica is the source of this 676-nucleotide messenger RNA. Its product is annotated as LOB domain-containing protein 29-like. Gene Ontology annotation, biological process: positive regulation of DNA-templated transcription; hormone-mediated signaling pathway. Lineage: Eukaryota; Viridiplantae; Streptophyta; Magnoliopsida; Lamiales; Lamiaceae. Gene Ontology annotation, cellular component: nucleus. The record is from RefSeq and is a predicted model, not a curated record.
UACAAAUCAUAUUAAGUACUCCGUAGCAUUUUAGUUGUUGAUGAAUAUGACAGGAACAGGUUCCCCUUGUGGCGCCUGCAAAUUCCUGAGGCGAAAAUGUGUGAGAGGUUGCGUUUUCGCCCCCUAUUUUUGCCACGAGCAAGGCGCCGCUCACUUCGCAGCCAUUCACAAGGUCUUUGGAGCUAGCAACGUGUCAAAGCUCCUCGCCCACCUCCCCGUCUCCCACCGCUGUGAGGCCGCUAUCACCAUCGCCUACGAAGCUCAGGCCAGGCUUCAAGAUCCCAUCUACGGCUGCGUUUCCCACAUCUUCGCCCUUCAACAUCAGGUUGUGAAUCUACAAGCACAACUGGCUUCUCUUAAGGAACAAGCAGCCCAUUCCAUCAUAACUGCACCAAACCAUAAUGGGAAAUUCUACUCUGAUUUAUCUCAGAAUCAGGGGUUUUUAGGAGGUGAGAACUCUGGUUUUGUGGAAGAGAACAACCGCUCGUUUGAGAGCUUCGAUUCGGGCUAGAUGCAGUCGGAGGAGAGGCAAUGGUCGUUUCAAGAUGAUCUCCACUCAGUUGCAUUCAGAUAUAUUCACCAUUAAUUUCUACUAUACUUUUUGUAUGCAAACUCUGAUGAUGAACACAUAUUUCUGAAACCCUAGCUAGAAAUGCUUGUCACCGUGUAACUUUGG